This is a messenger RNA of Carlito syrichta (Philippine tarsier), 1317 nucleotides long. RefSeq names its product solute carrier family 25 member 33 (gene SLC25A33). Gene Ontology annotation, biological process: pyrimidine nucleotide import into mitochondrion. Gene Ontology annotation, cellular component: mitochondrion. The coding region runs from base 126 to 1040 and encodes 304 amino acids. The transcript is spliced from 7 exons. The record is from RefSeq and is a predicted model, not a curated record. Gene Ontology annotation, molecular function: pyrimidine nucleotide transmembrane transporter activity. Lineage: Eukaryota; Metazoa; Chordata; Mammalia; Primates; Tarsiidae.
UGUCUCGUUCAAUCUCCCUCUGCACCCUUCGCGGUGCCCUCUGGCUGCCGCUUCUCCUACUGGAGCACCGGCCUUUUACCUUGUGAUGGAGGGAACUGAAGUGGCCAAAUAGCUCGCUUGCAUUGAUGAAGGGGUGUGGGGGCACAGUUGGUGCUAUUUUCACUUGUCCACUAGAAGUCAUUAAGACGAGGUUGCAGUCUUCGAGAUUAGCCCUCCGGACCGUCUAUUAUCCUCAGGUUCAUCUGGGGACCAUCAGUGGAGCUGGAAUGGUGAGACCAACAUCCGUGACGCCUGGACUCUUUCAGGUUCUGAAGUCAAUCUUGGAGAAGGAGGGACCAAAGUCACUUUUUAGAGGCUUGGGUCCAAAUUUGGUUGGAGUUGCACCGUCAAGGGCUGUGUACUUUGCAUGUUACUCCAAAGCCAAAGAGCAAUUUAAUGGCAUUUUCGUGCCUAAUAGCAACAUUGUGCAUAUUUUCUCAGCUGGCUCUGCAGCUUUUAUCACAAAUUCCUUAAUGAAUCCUAUAUGGAUGGUUAAAACCCGGAUGCAGCUAGAGCGGAAAGUGAGGGGCUCCAAGCAGAUGAAUACACUCCAGUGUGCUCGCUACGUUUACCAGACAGAAGGCAUUCGUGGCUUCUACAGAGGACUAACCGCCUCGUAUGCUGGAAUUUCAGAGACGAUCAUCUGUUUUGCUAUUUAUGAAAGUUUGAAGAAGUACCUGAAAGAAGCUCCAUUGGCCUCUUCUGCAAAUGGGACUGAGAACAAUUCCACCAGUUUUUUUGGACUCAUGGCAGCUGCUGCUAUUUCGAAGGGAUGUGCCUCCUGCAUCGCUUACCCACAUGAAGUCAUAAGGACGCGGCUCCGGGAGGAAGGCACCAAGUACAAGACCUUCAUCCAGACGGCACGCCUGGUGUUCCGGGAGGAAGGCUACCUCGCCUUUUACAGAGGGCUCUUUGCCCAGCUCAUCCGGCAGAUCCCAAACACUGCCAUUGUGUUGUCUACCUAUGAGUUGAUCGUGUACCUAUUAGAAGACCACACUUAGAAGCAGGCCAGAACAUUGUGCCGUAGAAGAAUAAAACUGAAAAACUCUAGAGAAUCUUUUCUUCCCAUUGAUGUUCAGAAUGUUUGAGAUGGAAACAGGAAAGGCCCUAGGAUACCUGGCUCAUUUCACCUGUUGGACAUUUCCUUUUGGAUCCAUGCUUUCUGGAAGGUUUAAAGUCAUUAACGUUCAUAGUUAAUUGUAACUUUUUUUUUUUAACUUAAGAGGAUUCAGGAUGAAGCAGCAGCUAAAUUAAAUCAUGCUAUUUAAUUUAAGUAUA